Heterobasidion irregulare TC 32-1 is the source of this 1299-nucleotide messenger RNA. RefSeq lists its product as uncharacterized. The transcript has 4 exons. The record is from RefSeq and is a predicted model, not a curated record. Lineage: Eukaryota; Fungi; Basidiomycota; Agaricomycetes; Russulales; Bondarzewiaceae. The coding region runs from base 600 to 1070 and encodes 156 amino acids.
CAGCAUCUCUUUUUGGAACGGGAACCUCACUCGUCCCCAUCGACCCAAAGAAUGGCAGCAUGUCGGCGCCCGAAAUCAUUAUUCACCUUCGUUCAAAUUCAUCUUUAGUAUCAAUAGUGACUGUUGCGAAUCUUGCAGCAGAGCAAACACCCAAACUCGAAGAUCUCGAAUGCCUAUGCAUACUUGUCCUUCUCUCGACUUUAUUGCCCAAGUUCUCUCAUGCCACUGGGUCAUGGUUCAGAUAUCGUUGGAGAUCCCGCACAGUCUCCGUUCGUUGCCCACAUUCAAGCGGGACCAUCGGCAGCCACACCUCGUGGCGUGCACCAUCGUCUCCUAGGCGAGGCCAAGGAGACCGGGACCUGCUUCCCGCAGGAGUUUGCCACAAGGCCUUGUUAGCCGAUGUGUGGUGGCAGAGGCUCCGCAUCGUGUACACUCGUGCUAUUGUCUAUGAUCGCGCUCCGCUCUCGCCAGCCGCGUCGGUCAGAAUGUGGCCAUCUCUGACUGAGCUAUAAAGCAGCGAGAGGGAGGCCCUAGGAGCACCAUCCACCUCCCAGCUUUAUCAUCUACCUUUUCAUCUGCUUUUUACAUCUACCUCUGACAUGAACGCCUACAAUUACUUUCGUGACGACCAGUCAAAUAAGCAGGUCUUCCUCCAGGCCGCUGGUCUGAAGUACGAAGGCGGCGGGCGGCACGUCUUGCUGACCUGGGGAAAUGGCACCGAUGUCAACAGCGCGGGCGCUCAAAGAUACGCUCGCCAGAUCAUUCAAAUUACUCAAGAUGCUCAAGGAUAUCACUACGACGACCAACCUGUUGUAAAAUUCCAAUCUAUAGCCUCUCAAAACAACAAUGAGUACUUCAGACUCGGCGAAUUUACACGCGCUCAAAGGGACCGGGUCCUCACCAUUGCCAAACAAACCAAAUUCAGGCAGGAUUCCAAGGUGAACGGCUGUCGUGUCUGGAUGGGAGACGUCCUCCAAGUUAUGUUGAACGAGUCCUUGAUCGCGCAAGAAGACUUCGACAAAGUCUUUGUAGGAGUACCUCUCGUGAAACGUAUGGCCGAAGGGAACUGAAUGUGCUGUUGAAUUACUACGACAUCUCGUUAAGCCAUUUGACAGUUUUCAGUGCUUAGAGGCCUAAACAGCCCACUGAACUCAUCGACAGAACCAUGCCUAGACCGAGUCUCAUCGUUUGGAGUUGAUUUUUUGUCUUACAUUGCUACGCGAUACUUGUAUGCUAUACCCGGAUGAAUUGUGAAUUGUACUUAAGUCAUUGAUGGAAUUUUUCAUCCGUGGCCGGCGU